AUGGAUGUGAUGGCUGUGCAGCCAGGGCUGCUUCUGUCGGAAGAUGUGUUGCAACGGCGGGGAUACUGCCCUGUCGUCCUACUGUACGACGGUGCUGUAUCGCCGAUGGGACCACUUCCAUGCGUUGUACCCGCCCGUUCGUGGACUGAGGCACUCACUGGUCUGCAUGAACAGUGGACAAUGCCGCUUGCACAGGACGAGUAUGUACCGCGCGCCAUUUUGAUCUGA
Messenger RNA from Parastagonospora nodorum SN15, 228 nucleotides. RefSeq lists its product as hypothetical. The transcript has 3 exons. Bases 1 to 228 code for a protein of 75 amino acids. The record is from RefSeq and is a predicted model, not a curated record. Lineage: Eukaryota; Fungi; Ascomycota; Dothideomycetes; Pleosporales; Phaeosphaeriaceae.